UCCGACAGCUUAGCUCCGACAGCUUAGCUCCGACAGCUUAGCUCCGACAGUUUAGCUCCGAUAGCUUAGCUCUGACAGCUUAGCUCUGACAGCUUAGCUCCGACAGCUUAGCUCCGACAGCUUAGCUCCGAUACCUUAGCUCCGACAGUUUAGCUCCGAUAGCUUAGCUCCGACAGCUUAGCUCCGAUAGCUUAGCUCCGACAGCUUAGCUCCGAUAGCUUAGCUCCGACAGUUUAGCUCUGAUACCUUAGCUCCAACAGUUUAGCUCCGAUAGCUUAGCUCCGAUAGCUUAGCUCCGAUACCUUAGCUCCGAUAGCUUAGCUCUGAUACCUUAGCUCCGACAGCUUAGCUCCGAUACCUUAGCUCCGACAGUUUAGCUCCGACAGCUUAGCUCCGACAGCUUAGCUCCGACAGCUUAGCUCCGACAGCUUAGCUCCGAUACCUUAGCUCCAACAGUUUAGCUCUGAUACCUUAGCUCCGACAGUUUAGCUCCGAUAGCUUAGCUCCGAUAGCUUAGCUCUGAUACCUUAGCUCCGAUAGCUUAGCUCUGAUACCUUAGCUCCGAUAGCUUAGCUUCCUCCUGUUGUUUCCAAGCAGGAAAACAGUGAAACUAAAGUCCGUUUUCCAUCUUUUUACCAUUUCGGUCGUGUGAUUGGACAUUACAUCCAAUAACGCAGCAAGUUCACACCAUUGCUAAAUAAUUUUUUAGUAACUUGGAUUCAAAAUAUCUGUGAGACACUCGUUUUUAUCAGUUAUGUUUAUGGCACCUGAAGAUGGCGCUCAUAUCCCUUCAUAUCCUUCGUUGCAGAGUACGUCUACAGCAGCGACGUCACGUUCCAAAGCUCUAUUACAUCCAAACAGCAACUCCAUAUAUGGAGGGAAAACAGAGUUUGGCCACUAAUUGUUCUCCCAGCUGAUCAGAUGAGCGCCUGAAGACCAGCAGCAUGAGACGCAAGAUGAGAAAACAGAUCUAGAAAAUCACGUUGUCUGAUUUCUUUAGAGAAUUUAUUUGCAAACACUUUAGGUUUGAUAUUAACCUAAACGUACUUCACCAAAGAUCUGUGCAUCAACCCCAGAGACCCAAACCCAGCAGGCCGGGCCAGCUGAACGGAGCGGCUGAGCAACGAUGAGAGAAUGGAAGACAGAUGUGGAUCCUGUGGCAGUGACCGACCUGCAGAGGGCGCAACGCCACGGCUGCUGCCAGCGACGCCUCCAGGGAUCCUGCCCGGCACUCGGCCCGACUGGAGCACUCCGGUGAUCCAGGAGGGAGAAUGUCGGGUUCUCAGAUGGAACCAAAGUAGAACCGUUUGGUAUCCAGACUGGGAGCCUGGCAGGAGGGACGGCCCCAACCUGUCUGCGGGCCUGCUGGGACCGCCGCCCAUGUCCUCCGGACCGCUAGGCGGGAUGUCCUCCUGCUGGGGAGGCCGCAGCCGCUCCGAACUCCCCAUGGGCCAGAACACGCUCCGCAGCAGGGUGGUGGUGGUGAAGUACGACAGGAAGCCUCUGAGCAACAAGACGCUGUUCGCCUUCACCGAGACGUUCGGCCGCCUGCGGGAGCACCUCAUCCUGUCCAACAAGGCCUUCCUGGAGAUGGAGAGCCACGAAGCGGCGGCCAACAUGGUGGCCUUCUACAAGCAGCAUCCCACCAAGCUGUACGGGAAGCCUGUCACCUUCUACCUGUCCCAGAGGCUUAUGGUCAUCGAGAAGUCCCACCGGGGCGCGGACCCAGCGGCGGACCGGCCCUCCAGGGACGUGGUCGGCCACGGCAGCAAGGUGGUGUUCUUCGCCAACCUGCCCAAAGACGACGAGCAGAAGAAGGAGCUGCUAACCAUCGCCAGACGCUUCGGCACCGUGGACAAGCACCUGUUCCUCACUGACCAGGCGUUCGUCCAGCUGGGGACCAUGGAGGACGCAGAGAUGCUGGUCAAGUACUACAGCAUGAACCCGCUCAUCAUCAAAGGACGGCUGAUCCGUCUCAACAUCUGCACCAAGUACAAAACCCUCAAUGUGAGCCACAGGCAGGAGGAGAAAGAUGCUCCUAGUCGGAGGAUCAGCCGGUCGGACGCCUCUAGGACCUCCAGGGAGACCUCCUCCAGGAGCAGAGAGGAGAAGAAGAAGAAGGACGACAAGGAGAAAUCUGCAGCGGCAGAGAGCAAUGAAGAAGAUCCAGCAGAGAAGAAGAGAGGCGAAGAAGAGGAGGGAGCAGGAGGAGUCUCAGAUCAGGAGGAGGCAGACAGAGUAGAGCCUGAGAAGGAAGAGCAGGAGGAGCGACAUCAGGAGGAGGAUUCUAGUGAUGAUGACAUCACAGAGGGCGGAGCUAAGAAGUACGCUGGAGUUUCUGCAGAGGAUCCAGAAACCAAAGAAGAAGAGAGCGCUGAAGUACCAGACGAUGGAGAGGAGUUCGACCAGAGCUUCCUGGAGAACAUGGAGGACUUUGUGACCCUGGACGAGUUGGACGAAGACGACGGCGACGAGGGCGACGACGGCAUCGACAACACGAGGAAAGGAGGUAUGAGGGUGGUCAACAUCCUGGGCUUCAGGCGCGGCUACAACUACCGCAACGAGAUGCUGGCGCUGGCCAAGCCGUUCGGGAAGGUGGUCAAACAUCUGGUUCUGGAUCUGAGACCCGAGGCCUACAUCCAGUUUGAGACGGAGGCAGAAGCCGUCAACAUGGCUAAGUUCUACAACGGCAACGUGACGGCGACGGUUUGCGGCCGGCCUGUCAGGAUCACUCACUCCCUGAGCUACCCCACCAUCCAGUGCGGAUCCGGCAGAGUCGUCUACAUCGGCCAGAUUCCCAACAUCCGCUUCUCCGACGAGGAGAUCCUGACGCUGGCCGAGCCGUACGGAAAGAUCCGGAAGUACUUUCUGCACCGGAUCAAGAGAGAGUGCUUCAUAGAGAUGGAGAAACCCGAAGCUGCAGAGAAAAUGGCCGAAGCCUGCAAAGGGAAGCAGCUCAAGUUCCACGGCAAGCGGCUGACCGUCUACGUGAGCCGCAAGUACAAGCAGCUGAAGCAUGGCCAUCAGUACCCGGCGCCGUCCAAGAGGGACAAGAGUCCGGAGCGGAGCGGCCGCGGUGCCGAGGAGCCGCCGGCCAAGAAGCAGAAACAGGAGGAAGAGGAGGACCGCGAGGAAGAGGAGGAGGAAGAGGAGGAGAAGGAGGCCAAGGCCGGGGAGACGGAGGAGGAAGAGGAGGAGGAGCAGGAGGCGGGGCCAAGCUGUGACAUCACUGAAGGCGCCGCUGUGGAGAAAGACUCUGCAGAGAAACUUCCAGAAAGUUCAGACGAUACGAAACCAGAGGAGGAGAUGGAGACGUCGACCAAUCAGAACGGUCAGACGGAGGCCCCGCCCCCUGCUGAGCCCGGCGUGGCGGCUCUCCCGCCCUACGACCCCGACACCCCCAUGGGCGUGGAGCAUGUGAAGAUGGGAUACUACUGCCGCCUCUGCUUCCUGUUUUACUCCAACGAGGAAAAGGCCAAGAAGGCGCACUGCAGCAGCCAGGCGCACUACGACAAGCUGCAGAAACAUCUGGAGAAGGAACGGGCCAAAGCGCAGAAGAAGAAGCUGAAGAAGACGGCGGCCUGAAAACACCUGAAGAAGAGUUUCAUGUUUUUUGCUUUUAUGUUUUAGAUGUUUGUCAGAACGAACCGGGUCGGAACCCGUCUGGAUGUGGAUCUGCUGUUCAGAACAUUUUACACAAUAAACUGGUUCCUCAGAA
Messenger RNA from Xiphophorus maculatus (southern platyfish), 3718 nucleotides. RefSeq names its product matrin-3-like (gene matr3l1.2). The coding region runs from base 1135 to 3585 and encodes 816 amino acids. Gene Ontology annotation, molecular function: zinc ion binding; RNA binding. Gene Ontology annotation, cellular component: nucleus. The record is from RefSeq and is a predicted model, not a curated record. The transcript has 20 exons. NCBI's taxonomy places the organism in Eukaryota, Metazoa, Chordata, Actinopteri, Cyprinodontiformes, Poeciliidae.